This is a messenger RNA of Bufo gargarizans (Asiatic toad), 1316 nucleotides long. Its product is annotated as oocyte zinc finger protein XlCOF6.1-like. The transcript has 2 exons. The record is from RefSeq and is a predicted model, not a curated record. NCBI's taxonomy places the organism in Eukaryota, Metazoa, Chordata, Amphibia, Anura, Bufonidae. Gene Ontology annotation, molecular function: DNA-binding transcription repressor activity, RNA polymerase II-specific. Gene Ontology annotation, biological process: negative regulation of transcription by RNA polymerase II. The coding region runs from base 24 to 1316 and encodes 430 amino acids.
GGUCCCAGAGAACCCUCAGGUACAUGGAGCUGAGCCCUAUACACAUCUAUAUAGGGGGGGUCCUAGAUUCUGGGGGUCUCUUCUGUGGAUCUGUUAGAUUUCCCACCUGUCUGCUGUAUUGUACUGAAUUGUUACAGAUGACAAAUCAGGGGGAAGAUCUGACUGAUAUUAAAGUGGAGGAUGAAGAAGAGCGGAUGAUGGGCGAUCCCCCGUGUGAGAGUGAGGAGGAGGAGGACAUUCCAGGAGAUGUCACCACAGGAAAUCUCAGUAAGAAUUCUAAAGAAAACUUCAUGUUAUCACUAGAUCAUAAAGUAGAAGAUGAAGAUAUCAUGCAGCGCUCCUCAGGAGAAAACCUCAUUACCCUUAUUGUACAACCAGGACCUCACAGUACAGAUCUAUCAUAUAAUCUCUCUGAUGAGAAACCUUCUCCUGACCAAUCACAGAUUGUUACCACAAGUACAAGUCAGAAAGGGGGUGAAAAGUUUCACUGUGGUAAAGAGUCCAAAAAAGGCUCAGUUCUUUCUAUACACAGAAGAAUUUGCACAAGAAAGAAGCCAUACUCCUGUUCAGAAUGUGGGAAGAGCUUUCGAGAAAAAUCAUAUCUUAUUGUACACGAGAGACGUCACACAGGAGAAAAGCCAUAUUCAUGUUCAGAAUGUGGUAAGUGCUUCAUAGAUAAAUCAAGCCUUGUUAGACACAAAAGACGUCACAGAGGAGAGAAGCUAUAUCCAUGUUCAGAAUGUGGGAAAUGUUUUACAGAUAAAUCAAAUCGUGUUAGACAUGAGAAAGCUCACACAGGAGAAAAGCCAUAUUCAUGUUCAGAAUGUGGGAAAUGUUUUACACAGAAAUCAAAUCUUGUUAAACACCAGAUAUUUCAUACAGGAGAGAGGCUGUAUUCAUGUUCACAAUGUGGGAAAUGUUUUGCGCAAAAAUCAGAUCUUGUUAGACAUGAGAGAAGUCACACUGGAGAGAAACCGUAUUCAUGUUCAGAAUGUGGGAAAUGUUUUACAGAUAAAUCAAAUCUUGUUAAACAUCAGAGAAUGCACACAGGGGAGAAGCCAUACUUCUGUUCAGAAUGUGGGGACUGUUUUAUUACUAAAGCCAAACUUAGUUUUCAUCAAAGAAGACACACUGGAGAGAAACCAUAUUCAUGUUCAGAUUGUGGGAAAUGUUUUAAUGAUAAAUCAAAUCUAGUUAAACAUCAGAAAUUACAUACAAGGGAGAAGCCAUAUUCAUGUUCAGAAUGUGGGAAAUGUUUUAUUGCAAAAGCCAAACUUAGUCAUCAGAGCAGUCACACAGAGGAGAAUCCGUUUUGA